Bemisia tabaci is the source of this 5577-nucleotide messenger RNA. NCBI's taxonomy places the organism in Eukaryota, Metazoa, Arthropoda, Insecta, Hemiptera, Aleyrodidae. The record is from RefSeq and is a predicted model, not a curated record.
CCUGGCAGGAGUCGCAGGCGAGUUCCGUAAUGUCGCGUCGGCCCGGAUUUUGUGCGGUUUGAACGGAUUGAUUCGAGUCCGGAAAGGAGUCGCAAUGAGGUGCGUCGAGAGGGGCAGCUGAGUUUUGGAGCUUCCUUCGAAAUGUUUCUCCCGUUCUCGGUCGAUUUGUUCGCAGGCUUCGUUCGUCGGACGCGGAGCACAAAACAAUCGAAGCGAUAAAGGUUAUGUCUCCGCGGUCAUUGGACGUGACAAUCGGAGCAAGUUCACCAGACUUGGACCGUUAACCCACAUCGCAUCCAGUUGAAAUUUAAGGAAAGAGGCUGUGAAGGAUGCCGCGGAGUUGAGGAUGAGGACGCUGCGAAUCCUGCUGACGCUGGCGAUCUGCCAGCUCCGAUCCCAUGCGCUGCCCGAUUUAAUAAGGAUCGGAGGUCUGUUCCACCCCGGGGACCACGAGCAGGAGUUGGCGUUCCAGUACGCAGUGGACAAGAUCAACAAGGACCCGACCCGACCCAGCUUCUCCCGCUCCAAGUUCCUCGCCCAAAUCGAGAGGAUCUCCCCGCAGGAUAGCUUCCACGCAUCCAAACGAGUUUGUCAUUUGUUGAGAAGUGGUGUUGCGGCAAUCUUCGGUCCACAAUCUAGUCAGACUGCCAGCCAUGUUCAGUCAAUCUGUGACACGAUGGAAAUCCCACACUUGGAGUCACGUUGGGACUACAGGCUUAGGAGAGAGAGUUGUUUGGUCAACCUCUACCCUCACCCUACUGUUUUGUCAAAAGCCUACGUAGAUUUAGUCCGAGCUUGGGGCUGGAAAUCAUUCACAAUAAUUUAUGAGAACAAUGAAGGAUUAGUCAGACUACAAGAACUUUUGAAGGCGCAUGGCCCCUCAGAAUUCCCUAUCACAGUGCGACAGUUAGGUGAAGGAAACGAUUACAGGCCUCUACUGAAGCAAAUAAAAAAUUCUGCGGAAUCUCAUAUAGUUCUUGACUGUUCAACAGACAGAAUAUACAAAGUUCUGAAGCAAGCGCAACAAAUAGGGAUGAUGAGUGAUUACCAUAGUUACCUUAUUACUUCUUUAGACUUACACAGUGUUGAUUUAGAAGAAUUUAAGUAUGGGGGAACGAACAUUACUGCAUUUCGGUUGGUAGACCCUGAAAAACCAGAGCUUCUCCAAAUUCUGAGGGAUUGGAAAGAAAAUAUUACUUUCAUAAAGACUGAGACAGCUUUAAUGUAUGAUGCGGUAUUUUUAUUUGCUAAAGCUCUUCACGAGCUGGACAGCAGCCAGAGUAUUGAUAUCAAACCCCUAAGCUGCGAUGCUGUCAACACAUGGCUACACGGAUACAGUCUCAUUAAUUACAUGAAAAUCGUUGAGAUUUCAGGUCUAACGGGUGUCAUAAAAUUUGACAAUCAAGGCUUCCGAUCGAAUUUCAUGCUGGAUGUCGUUGAACUCACCAAAGAAGGGUUAACAAAGAUUGGAACCUGGAAUUCAACAGAAGGUGUGAAUUUCACCAAAAGCUAUGGUGAAGCCUACGCUCAAGUUGUAGAAAGCCUGCACAAUAAGACUUUUGUUGUCACCGUUAUUCUGAGUUCUCCAUACGUAAUGUUGAAAGACUCGAGCGAGAAGUUGGUCGGAAAUGAUCAGUUCGAAGGCUAUGGGAUCGAUCUCAUUGCAGACAUCGCUCGGAUCCUAGGGUUCAACUACACCGUGAAAUUGGUUCCUGAUGGGCGUUAUGGCUCGCUCAACAAGCAAACUGGCGAGUGGGAUGGCAUGAUGAAGGAGUUACUUGAUCAAAGAGCGGAUCUUGCGAUUGCUGAUCUCACAAUUACUUAUGAUCGUGAACAAGCUGUUGAUUUCACAAUGCCUUUUAUGAAUUUAGGUAUUAGCAUUCUGUAUAGAAAACCCAUCAAACAACCACCUAAUUUGUUUUCAUUCUUGUCACCAUUAUCAUUAGACGUGUGGAUCUACAUGGCCACAGCUUAUCUAGGCGUCUCAGUUUUACUGUUCAUCCUUGCCAGGUUCAGUCCGUAUGAGUGGGACAAUCCUCACCCCUGUCGCGAUGAGCCCGACGUCCUUGAGAACCAAUUUUCUCUCCUCAACUCUUUGUGGUUUACAAUAGGCUCUUUGAUGCAACAAGGAUCUGAUAUUGCACCAAAAGCUGUCUCUACUCGUAUGGUAGCAGGCAUGUGGUGGUUUUUCACCUUAAUCAUGAUCUCAUCUUACACUGCCAACCUGGCUGCAUUCUUAACAGUCGAGCGGAUGGACUCACCCAUCGAGAGUGCCGAAGAUUUGGCGAAACAAACAAAAAUCAAGUAUGGAGCUUUGCGUGGUGGGUCAACUGCUGCAUUUUUCCGGGACUCAAACUUCACCACCUACCAGCGCAUGUGGUCGUUUAUGGAAUCUCAACGGCCAAGUGUGUUCACUGCAUCAAACGUUGAAGGAGUGGAGAGGGUCACUCGCGGGAAGGGCAGUUAUGCAUUUCUCAUGGAAUCAACAUCCAUAGAAUAUGUGAUCGAAAGGAAUUGUGACUUGACGCAGGUUGGCGGUCUAUUGGAUUCCAAGGGUUACGGAAUAGCAAUGCCUCCUAAUUCUCCUUAUCGAACAGCAAUCAGUGGAACAGUGCUAAAACUCCAAGAGGAAGGGAGGCUACAUAUUUUAAAAACAAAAUGGUGGAAGGAAAAAAGAGGCGGUGGAUCAUGCCGAGAUGAUACCUCAAAAAGUAGCAGUGCUGCAAACGAGCUAGGAUUGGCAAAUGUUGGAGGUGUAUUCGUCGUUCUUCUCGGAGGAAUGGGUGUGGCUUGUGUCAUAGCGGUCUGUGAAUUUGUCUGGAAGAGCCGCAAGAUCGCCAUUGACGAACGGGAGGCGUCGCUGUGCGCGGAGAUGGCAUCCGAGCUCAAGUUCGCCCUCAAGUGCCACGGCUCGACGCGACCAGUCCACAAGAAGCCCCUCCGGUCGGUGGCUACCUCAGACUCGGAGCAGAACUUCAUGGCCAUCGGUGCCUACCAGCCGUACGCCUUCCAACCUCACAGCUGAUUCCACCUCGCCAGGGAAAUGCAAUAGAUUCAGUAGGGAGCACGAUUUUUUUCUUUUUUUCAAACGAUUCGCACAAUUCUAGCACAAAGCAAAGACAAAUCAGAACCCGUAGUAGGAAAAACAUAGGCACGCUCGCCCCAACCAAAUCGGCCGAAACUCUUGAUCUCAGAUCUCGGAGAUCCUUAUUUUGCAGCUAACGUCUUCCCAACUACCUCCUCAAAUAUGAAUCAAAAUGUAUCGUUGAGAGCAGUGACAGCGAAUACAUCUUUCUGAGCUUCAGUCGUCGAAGCAUUUGACGAGCGCACGAAGUGCAUUAGUUAAUUUUUUUCAUUUCUUCAAUUUUUACUCGGCACGACUCUUUUUACUGUAAGGAACGUUUAACAUUUUCUAUUAGAUGCACUUUCAUUGUUAGUUAUUUGUACUAAAAUACGAAUGUGAAGGGGGAAAGUAUCGUUGUACGUUUUGGAGCAACGACUUGGACAUUUAAUCUCUAAAAAUUUGUUCAUUUUCCUCCUUCAGAGACCCGUUCAUCAAGCGAAUCGAUAGGCAAAAUAAAAAACGCACACAUCUCGAUUGUGACAUUUUAAACUCUCCUUUGUUGUUUUAUUUUUGUGGCGAAAAAAGGAUAAACAUCAAUUUUUUCCAAAACUUUUACAGCAUUUCCUACAAAGAAUGAGUAAGAAUCCUUAGAAAUGACGAAUAAAAGGAAUGAUGUAAACAUCGACUGGGCAAUCGUUAUACUUCUAUUAAGGACUUAUUAGUACUACUCGAGUAAAUUCGCAGGUUACAGACAAAGCUAAACUGCAUGUACAACAAGUUUGCAGGCGCCGUUUGAAUCUGAGCGAUAACUAUUCGAACGCCGGUGUAGUGAGGUUGCCUAUACAAAAUUUACAAGGCGUUUUAAAUCCGCGUGACAGAACGAGUAACCCCAAUAUGACGCUUUUUUUUAAAAAAGGCGUGUCCAUGUUACAACGUGUGGUGCCAUCCCCCAGUCAAUCGGCCAAUGGCAAUCGUCCGUGCGGUGCGAUGGCGUAGUUUGAUCAGAGAAUAGGAGUGGGGGAACCGUCGAGAAGCCGAAUGGAAGGGGAAAUGAUAGCGCGGGGAAGAGCGGCGCGGUGCGCGGCGUGCCGCUGUCCAAUCAGAAUGCUGCCCUCUGAGCUCUCCGCGCAUGCGCACCUGCAGCGGAGGGAUGGAUGCCGAUUGGCCGGUGGUAGUAGAGGGGAUGACGGCAUCGCGGAAAGUGCGAAUGCGCGGACGGCGGACGGCUCGGCGGGCAGGAUUCUGAUUGGACAGCGGCACGCCGCUCUUCCCCGCGCUGUCGCUUCCCCUACCAUCCGACCUCUCGGCGGUUCCCCCACUCCGAUUCUCUGACCAAACUACGCCAUCGCAGCGCACAGACGACAGCUUGCUCCGCUGAACGCUCAUUGCCAGAGAGUAUGGAAGGUUAGAGGCCCGACUCAAUGCUAAGUAAUUGAAACAGAAGCGCUCGCAGCGCGCUCGCUGGCGACGUACGCAACUACUAUUUUCUAUUGUUUUCCAGUGACUAGCGGCGGGUAUGUUGCUGCCGGACUACCUCCACGUAGGCAAUAUUUUAUACAUCGUCCGUCCGCAACUCUCGCUUAGCCAAUCAGCGCAGCGGUAUGGGAUUCCGCUCGCCGCGCACUCUCGCGCCAACGUACGCAACUGCUUGCUCACGGCUCCAACUUCUGUUUCAAUUCUUCCCUAUCCAGUCGGGCCUCUAACCUUCCAUACUCUCUGCUCAUUGCGCAGAGCGCUAGCCAUCGCGGCGAGGCGUGAAUGAUUUAAGUCAAUCUGUGUCAAAAUUGAAAGAGGUGCAAUUAAACUCUACUCGAACAAUUGGACUGCAUUUUGCAAUUUGGAGCUAUAAAUUCUGGCUCAUUUGAAAAAACACUUAUGUGCAUAGGGAAACUAAUGGCACAUACGUUGUUUUAAACCGGGGCGGAAUUUAUAGUUCCUAAUUGCAAAAUGUGGUCCAAUUUAUAUUGAUGUAAUAUCAUUUCAAUGAUUUGUUGCCCCCUCAUCUCUUCUGAUUAAAAUAUUUCUCAUAUUUUCACAAAUCUAAAAAUUGUAAAAGAAUUUUAUGAAAAGAAAAAUUCUGGAGCAAUCUAAAAAAAUUGUUAAGAGGUCGGUUUUUACAAACAAAAAGUUUGAUGGUCUUGUAAUUUACCUUUUUCAACUGUGACAGUGUUUUUUGCUACCCAAUCUUUCUUCAGUUUUGCCCAUAAAAACGUUCUAUUGUGGAGUUUUUUUCCCCCAGCCAUACAUAUAGUUGUGAUGCGAUAAGUUAUGCCUGAGUAGAGAAAAAAAUGUCUCAUUUGAUUACAUGAAAGUUAUGUUAGUUUUGAUAGUCCAUCCCUGCUGUCUACUUAAAGAUAACUUACUUAAACUUAUGCCUGAAAAAUAGGAUUUCUUUUUUUUAUGCCAACGGAUUUUUUCGUAAUGUUGUCUUCCUUGUGUAAGUGCUUAGAGCAUGUCAAGUAUUUUCACGUUCUUAUGAAUAAAUUAUGUAAUAAAAAUCAAUAAGUUUUUUA